GUUUAUCUGUCAUCUUUGUUCGCUCUCUUUUUUUUUAAAAAAAUACUUCCAUUAUUCAACUUUAUAUAUGUAUAUAUGUUGUUAAAAAAAUAAAUUUUCAUUUUUGAAAAAUUUGAUUUAUAUUUUCUCCAUUAAUUAAAUAUAUUCAAAUUAUCGAAUAAUGGGAGUAUUUAAAACAGCUACAAGAACAGCAGUGACAGAAUGGAUUGAACGCAUGACAUCGGAAAAAUAUAAGGAAGACGAUUUUGCUGAUAUAUUUGAAUUAUGUGAAGUUAUUAAUAUACAGGCAACAGGACCAAAAGAAGCUAGUAAAGCAUUAAAACAUGCUUUGAAAUAUGGAAAUAUUCAUUCACAAAUUCGAGCAAUAACGAUUUUAAAAUCCUUAACGGAAAAUUGUGGUGAUAAAUUCGUUGCUCAAAUUGCUACUUAUAAAUUUACUGAAAGGCUUAGAAAUAUGGCAAUAUCUCCGUAUACUGAUCCUAGAGUCCAUAAAAGAUUAUUAUUGUUGUUUGCAGAAUGGUCAACAGAAUUCAAGAAUAAACCAGGAUAUGAAACAUUAGCAAACUUACAUAACGGAACAACACAUAGAACUAGCAUUAGUAAUGUUGGGCUUGCAGCUAGUACAAAAGGGCCAGGAUCAAAAUCAACAUCUUCGUCAAAUUCAUCAUCAUCUUCCAGUGUUACUAAUAAAGAAAAAGACAAAGAAAAAAGUAAAAGUGGAACAUCUGGUGUACGAUCUAAAAAGGGACAACAAUCUGAAACGCGACCUGUGACUUAUUCUCCAGAAAAAAUUAACGAAACUAUAGGGUUGGCAACACAAAAUGCUACAAAUCUUGUUAACGCGCUUACUUUAUUAAGUCCUGGUUCUGAUUUAACAAAAGAUACAGAGUUACAAGAAUUAGUCCAUAAAUGCAAAUCAUCAUCUGAAAUAUUAAUGAAAAUGAUUCCUACGGCAGUAACAGAUAAAAGUCGAAUUGGACCACUUUUACAAUCAAAUGAUCAAGUUACAGAUGCUUUAGCUUUAUAUUCAGAAUUUAAUAGUAGCGAUAAUGAAGUAAAUAAUGUUACUUCUGGUAUUAAAAACAUUAAAUUACAAAAGCAAAAAGAAAUCGAUGAUGAUAUAUCUGGGCUUGGUUUAAAUAAAAAGAAAAAUCAAGCUGAAGAGGCUGCAAAGAUUCAUAAAGAUUUCGGAGAUCUAAUUGAUUUUGAUGCCUUUUCUUCAAAAACAAAUUCAAAUACAUCCGAUAAUUAUGAUAGUAAUUCAACAUAUACGGACCCUUUUGCAGACCCUUUUGCGGAUCCGGUAACAACUGAACCCACUGAACCUGUUGUUAAUAAACCAAAAAGAAGAUUAGAAUGGACUGAAGUUUAACAUGAGAAAAUUAUCAUGAAGAGUUUCUUUUUCUCCUCAAUUUCAUUAUCAUUAUAUAUAUACAUAAUUUUUCUUGUAUAUUAUUUUUAACAUAUUAGUUUAGUUUAUUUUUGUGCUUAUUUUAAGCUUUAUUGAACUUUAUGUACAGUACUUUGAAAGAAUAAAUUUAUAUUGAUUUAUGCAGAUUG
This is a messenger RNA of Rhizophagus irregularis DAOM 181602=DAOM 197198, 1560 nucleotides long. RefSeq lists its product as uncharacterized. Gene Ontology annotation, biological process: actin filament organization; actin cortical patch localization; endocytosis. Gene Ontology annotation, molecular function: phosphatidylinositol binding; ubiquitin binding. Lineage: Eukaryota; Fungi; Glomeromycota; Glomeromycetes; Glomerales; Glomeraceae. Gene Ontology annotation, cellular component: actin cortical patch. The record is from RefSeq and is a predicted model, not a curated record.